This is a messenger RNA of Pocillopora meandrina, 35680 nucleotides long. Lineage: Eukaryota; Metazoa; Cnidaria; Anthozoa; Scleractinia; Pocilloporidae. The record is from the annotation of a GenBank genome assembly.
AUGGUUUACGACGACUUUGAGUGUAUCUUCAAAUGCCUCUACCACCCCUCAUGCAUUUCUUUUAACUUGGCAGCCAAAGGAAAACUGUGGUGUGAGUUAUUAUCGUCUGAUAAGUACAGCAAGCCCAUGGAGUACAAACAAAACAAAAGUUCACAUCAUUAUUUCAUUAGGGUAAGGAAUUGUUUGUAUGGUCAGGUACCGUUUCGCCUUAAUUUAUCUCACAAAAAUUUUCUCUGCUUGUUUUAUUAGUCGUCUUAUUAUUUCAAGACAUUUCAAAGCGGUGGAGUUUGCGUUCAGUCGAUGCACUCCGUAUAUGCUUUUAAAUUUUUCUGUGAAGAUCUGGAGGGAAAAUUUAGUGAAAAAGGUAGGUUAAAAUUUUGUUUUCUUAAUCUUCAUUUUCAUUGUUAUUGUUUCUUUUUAUCAUCAGUGGCUUUGUGUCUACUUUUCUUUAAAGCUAAUAAUGUGAUGGUGUAGUUUGAUUGUCCAGAUGAGCAUAUUCCUGAGAAGGACUUUUGACUUUAGCAAUGACUUUAGCAAUGACUUUAGGAGUAGUCACUACCGCCAACAGUCCAUGUCAUAACCCAAGGUCGCACCAUUUACCGUAAAGCUAAAAUUUUGUUUUGUCAAAUCAUUUUCAAAGAAGAAAAAAGGCACAAAGAGUAUAUUUCAGAGGGAAAAAAAGUCUAUGUAUUAUUUUCCUCGUAUUUUUCAUUGUUAUCAUAAUUGGUAUCAUGAUUAGCUUCAUUAUCACCUGUUUUAAGGAUAAAAGUGUAAUAGGCUUUCCCUUGACGUCACUUGGCAGCUUUUGAGACUUGUUUCUAACGUGACAACUUAAUCUCCAUAACGAAAUAAGACUGGAAAAUGACAAAAGCCAGAAUCCUCUUCUUCCAAUAUCAGUAGCAUACUUCAGACAAACGUGGAGCAGUUAGAAAUGUUGAUUUUCAUAGAAAUUAGUCUUCGCACGUUAUGAAUAACUUCUUUGAAUACUUCAUUACCUCGCAGCAAGUCGGCUUGAAUGGAAUAGCUAUAACAGUGAGGGUAAUCAACGUUUUUAUUCAUUGUGUAAACAAUAACUAGGCGAGAGCCAAGUCUGUCAAAAAUCGUUCAGGUAAAAGAAAUCUACAGCAAACAUGUAUUCAAAUUAUACCACUCCGUAUGUUUUUUGACAUUCUAAACUUGAUUAGCGGAAAUGAACCUAAAUAUCGUGUUCAACCCAGCAAUUUUAAUUUCAAGAGUAAGUUUUCAAUUUUUUUUGCUUUUUUUAUCAUUAAGAAUUUAUGACACAGGAGGAAGACACCUGGCCGCCCCUCCAUCUUGGGCCAAAAUAAACUCAGUUAAUUCACAAUGACAUAAGAUCCAGUUUGUUGCAUUAACCGUGAAGAGGCUUUCAGCAUUGAAAGAUUCAAUGUUCUGCGUGCAGUGGCGUCGUGUCAUGUAUUCUUUUUGCAUCCGUUGCAUUUUACUAUUUUUUUUUUCCGCACUGAAUAGUGUCCUCUCCUCAGAAGGUUAGUAACUUUAAUUUGACCCACCCCGAUUAUUUCAUCUUGUUUCGUGUCAUGAUUUGGAUGGUGAUGCAAUGAAGGAUGCGAUGCAAGUAGCAAGUUAGUGAGGCGUGAGUGGUCCAGUGGUCUGAGCGCUGGACUCUGGGUCGGACGGCCCGGGUUCGAGUCCUGGCCAGGGCACUAUGUUGUGGCCUUAAGCAAGCCGCUUCACUCACCUUGCUUCGUCUUCUCGGAUAAGACGUUAAGCCGGAGGUCCCGUCUCCUGCAGGGUUUCACUUCUCUUUUACCUAAGGAGAAAGAUAUUAAGUUCUUUCGAAUCAGCUCAUCGUCAUAAUGUUAUGUGGAGAAGAAUUCAUCAGUUACAUUCACUCUUUCUCACGAACUUUCAACUUUAACUAAAACCUUAAACUGAAUUCAACAAUCUCAGUUCUAUUUAUGGUAGGUUCUGGCGAGGACGGUAAGAGUAGAGUUUGUUGACAGCAAUUUUUCAAACUAUCUCGGGUGAUCGAUUGCAAAAUGAGUGUUAAAUCUCCCCAUGUAUAGACACAAGUGAACUCGGCUGAUUUGGGGUAAGAGUUAGAGCUCUGCAUAGUGUGGUUUCCUCCGUAAAAUCAUCAAAAAUGUUAUACCGGUAACGUUUUCCGAAUCAUGAUCGAGCUAUCAAGUGCCCUUGGAACUCCGAGGCUAAAAAGAAAACUUGGGAUUAGAUCUCAUACUGCCGUCCGUCAAAAAAAAAAAAAAGAAACCAAGUCAGAAAAGACAAAAACAAGAAAAAACAAAAAACAAAAAAAACAAAAGAAGCAGAAGAAGAAUUUCACUAACCAUAACUCAGCGUGAAUCUUUCAAAAUGUCGAAGUCGUUUCCUUCAAAAAACACGAAGCAUAAUCGAGAACGACGUAGAACAAAUAUUUUGUAGAGUAUUGACUCCCACUAUUUUCUUGUUAUUGGAAAGCUGACACCUCUAAGAGCUUCGCCCUUCCACUUUUAAUCAGAAUUAUAAAACUGUGACCUCCAAGCAAAGGGAAUAAUCCAUCUCUUUGUUUGCUGACCGAACUUAAAAUUUUCUAUCGUUCUUUUCCUUGUUGUUCACACGAGACUUUCUAUUACUGACUUCUUGGAUUGGAAUUCGAUUCUGCCUAAUGGGGGUUAGGCUCAUUUUCUUAAACUACACGCUCAAAAACAAUCUGAGACGUUUUGUUGUUUUUUUAAAAAUUUUACAUCUGCUUGCCUGGUUAAGAAAAAAUUCCGUGACAUCAACAAAUAUUGUAUGGCUUCAGUCACAAAAAGUGUUUCGAGGUGAUUCGUUUUUUAACGCUUGAACAUUAUUAGAAUAUAUAAAGCUCUGUUUUUUAAAAAAAAAAAAUUUAAAUAUUUUGACAACGUUUCAACGUUGCCUCGCGUCAUUCAUUAGCAAGUCACUGAUGAAAAUAGGGGUUGAAAGCACAUAAGGUAAUAUGAAAAUAAAGAGAAUGUUUUAUGUUUCUGUGAUGUAGUUCGUAAAGGCAAAAUGGUAAUUAAGUGUCGGGUAAAGAGCUCGGCACAAAUCGAGUCAACAGUUUAUAAUCUCUUGAAUCAAACCUGAUUAAAAAAAAAACAGCUAGUAGAUCAAAAUGUUAAACUUACUGGCGCUUUUUUUACAACUCAACGGAAUGAGAUCGAUGGCUCCUUUUUGUCUAGACCAUAACGUUGUCAUAAUAAGUUUUACGAUGGUGGAAUGAGGAUGCCCACGUCACUUAAUUUUUCUAAAUCACUUUGACCCAGGACAAUGCCGCUCUUUGGUAUUCAAGCCCGCUAAAGCAUUUGAUGGUCAACGCUUAAAAAACCACGUGAUUCGAGUUGAAGACGUCAGUGAGAGAGACUUUUGUGGGAUACUUUGUUACAUGGAGCCAUACUGUGUCAGUUAUAAUCUUGGAAAACAACCACGUGCAGAUGAUGGAAAGUAUACAUGUGAACUGAAUAACGCUACUCACGAGGGAAACAAAGACGACCUGGUUGAGGAUCAAAGUUACAUUUUUGGAGGUGCAGAGGCAAGUGCCAAUUCAACUCUUAAUUAACUAAUGGUCAAGUGAACAAAAGUAACGACUUGCAACUAUAUCUUUUCUUCUUUCUUUUACCUUGUUGCUUUAGUUGGCUUUUGCUGCAAUUCCAAGUUUUUGCCCCAUACUUUAGUACUUAAUUUUGACAAGAAUAACCUUUAUGAGUUGACAAUAUCAGGUUGCGGGUGAUAUCUAGACCGUUCUAGCUUAUAAAUUUUGUUGAUCACGGAGAGGAUAGCAUUAGAGAGCUGUUUCUUUCAAAUGUUACUCUUAUUUACGUGCAUAUGUACGCAGAAUUUACAGAAGAUAAAGUGGGAAUUGCCUUGAGACCUGAAAUGAACAAACAAGCUAAAUUGGUCUAACGUGCUAUUAUCUGCAUUAUGAAAUAUAUGGAUGUCUUUCUUAACAAAUCCAUGCGGAUCUCAAAUUACAUAGCUCCGAGGAUAUUAUCAUUAUCACAAUCAGCAUUGUCAUCGUCAUCAUCAUCAUAUUACCGUCAUUAUCAUAUCGUUAUCAUUUUCAUUAUUGUUGCUAUAUAUAUUAUUACAUUAUAUCAGAUGUAAAGUUAUUUUUUUCAUCAUUUUCACCGCUUUCUUCAUGGCAGAGUGCUUGUAUCACAAAUCUUUGCAAGAACAACGCCAAAUGUCAAAGCGGUUUUACUGAUAAAGGUUACCGGUGUAUUUGUUCAGUUGGAUACAAAGGUUUGACUUGCGACGAAGGUAAACGUGAAUUAUUUUCAGAAUACGCAUUUUCUCCUCUUUCAGAUCUUAAGUGUAAGUCAACCUUCAUUUAAACGCAGUGUUCGGAUUGAUAACAGUUUCAACUAUUAAAUAUCACAAUAAUGUACUUUCAGAUAUUGACGAAUGUGCCACACGGGAGCAUAGCUGCAGUGCUGAUGGCGUGUGCAGCAACGUGGAGGGAUCGUACAUAUGUGGAUGUAAACCUGGUUAUUCUGGAGACGGACGGACUUGCAAAGGUACUGCAAUAAAAUUUCACUUGUUUAAUAAAGAGCUCUUUGGACUGCUAAGUUCUUUUUGUAUCGCUAUAUUGUUUAUGAGAUUAAAAUAACGCUACCAACAACAUAACACGAUGAAUUAAUGAUAUGCACAUUUAGAUAUCGACGAGUGUGCUUUAGGAACACACAACUGCAGUGCUGAUGCUCUGUGCAACAAUACCAAGGGAUCGUACAACUGUUCAUGUAAAUCUGGUUAUUUUGGAGAUGGAAGAACUUGUAAAGGUGAGCUUGGUUAUAUCAAAUUGUUUAUAUCAAUUAAAAAAGUGCUAGAUGGUGUUUGUGGCUAGAUCAGUGCAAGGUCAGUCACAGGUUUAUCCGAGAUUUGUGGAAAUUUCUGAAUCAAAAUAGUGAAUCAUGAUAUCAACAGAGGUAAAGUUGCGCCCCUCCAGUAAAUCCUAAGGAUUUAUUCGGCUUGGCUUUUCUACGUAAAGAAAUUACUCUGCCUCAGAUGCAAAUCCAUGCCAGUUGAUAUUCUCUUGUCUUUGCUAAUUAAAUCCCAAGGUUUCUUAAAUAUUCGUUUCAGUUCUAUUAAUUUUAUCUGUUUCAAAUUUACUCAGAAGUAAAGUAAAGUAAAAGUUAACAUAUAUCAGCAGAAUUCAUCCAAUAAUUGAAAUAGGCAGGUUAUUGGAUGAAUUCUGCUGAUAUAUUUUAACAAAUGUAUUACUGACAGAGUUAUCCAAGUCAAUUAAUUGGUGGAAAUUUCUGAAUCAAAAAAGUGAAUCAUGAUAACUUUCCACCGUGAUCACGAAAUCUUUAACAUUGUCUGACCGCUCUCGUGACUUCUUUUUUUUGUAGCUACGAUCUCAAGCUGCAAAGAAGCUUAUGACAGCAAAAUGUAAGUGCAAUAUCAGGAAGUAAAUAAUUAACUUCAUCUUGGAACGAGAGUCGACGAAAAAUUUAAAGAAAAUAACAUCAUUUUUCUCAAAUUUAAUUAUGUUGCAGUUGUUUCUUUUAUAUUAUUUUUCAACUAAAAACCUGAAUUCAAAUUUGUAUAUCAAACUGGCAAGCAUUUUUUGAUCCACUGAAUUUUCACAACUGUUUUAUCUUUGAUAGACUAAGCGGGAGUGGCGUUGUUACGCUCCACAUCGGCUCAAAACCAACUUCCGUUUUCUGUCAAGUGGGGAAUGUAGAAUGUGGAAAUGGAAUAUGGACCCUUGUUAUGAAGACUGAUGGCAGUAAGGUAUUUAAUCCUUUACUCUUUUGAUUUCUAUUUUUAGCUUGGGUAACAAAAGGAGACUAUCAAAAGAUUUUUGUUAUUGUUUGUGCAUCUUCAAAAAUUUUAGGAUGUGUUUUUGGAGGUCAUAAUUUGACUUCCGUUUCAAUCGUAACUAAUCUCAGCUGUGAUGUUACUUGUUGGUACUCACACCAACAUGUUUACGUUUCAUACCUCAUUGCAACAUAUUUUUGGUCUCCUUCAAGCCAAAGGUGAUAUUGGAGGUUGCUAGCCAUUUAAGACUGCUUUGAGGUAGUUCAGUCAACGUGGCUAUUAUUAUUGAUUAUUAACUAUUUUGAACGGCAAAAAAAAAAAUCAUCUUGGAUUGAUGACUUAUUUAUAUUGUGAGGAGACACUUGUGACGUGACCUGGACGCUUAUUGUUCAGUGAAUCGUUAAAAUAGCCCCUGUAUUAGUGCUGUUUUUGAUUAAUCAUUGCUUUCCAAGGAGUUAAAACUCCCUCUACCCUCUCAGCCUUCGAAUUUCAUUUAAGACAUUUGUUUCCAUCGAGUUAAUAUUGGCUUAUGAUAUCAUUGUUCUUAUUGGUCGCUGAGUGUGAACAAUUUUAUCUUCUUUUAUCUUUAUUUAAUGAAAAUUUCGUCUAUUCCCGUUCAGCGAACUUUUCAUUACGAUUCCGAUUAUUGGAGCAACAAGAUAGAAUACAAUCCUCCUGGAGGAGAGACAGGGUUUGACACAGUGGAGACCAAGUUACCAACCUACUGGAACACAUCAUUCUCCAAGAUCUGUCUCGGUAUGAAGAUCGACCAACAGCUCAGGUUCAUUGUCAUCAAUAAGGAAGCCGACUCUUUGUACUCACUGAUCGCUGACGGAAAAUACCGCCCGACUUCUUUGGGUCGUGACACAUGGAGGUCCCUGAUUGGUCCAAAGGCCUCCUCGCAGAGCCACUGUAACAGAGAGGGGUUCAAUCUUUACCCAUUGACAGCUUAUUGGGAGUUUAGGGCUCCUAAAGCAAGGAUCGGUUUUGUCACCAACAAUGUAGAAAACUGCAAAGAUGUUGAUACUAGAAUCGGGUUUGGUACAGGAGGGCCAACUGAUGACAACAACACGUGUGGAAUCGUUGCAGACAACCACAGUCUUGAUAAUGGGCGCAAGCACAUUAAAGCCAUGGGGUACAUCUUGGUGCAGUGACGAGCGAAAACUGUACAUACAGUGAUAAACAAAGUCAACAUCACCAACUUCAUCAACAACACCAAGGAAAAAAAAAAGGAAAAAAAGGAUGCAUACCUUGAUACAUGCUAACUGUCCUUACAGAGUAUCGUAAACACUGGCACAAAGCUAUCAUUUAUGCAAAGCAAUACUCAAAGUAUGCAUUCACAAGAAAUGAGAAUAUAUGUUCAAAGAGAAUAAUAUUUGGGCGUGCAUAGAUAUGGAAUUUCUCUUCCCAAGUUCAACUCGAUUCUAGGUCGCAGCCCUCACUCCUGAGAUAUCGAGUUGAACGCGAGAUCUACCAGUAGUCAUGUAUUAUUUCAAUCUACUAUAUAAACGCCGCAGGCUUUUACUGGCAAGAAAAGUCGCCGACUUUUUAAAUGAAUACUAGUGGAAAAAAAAUCACAAUCUGCAGAGUGGCUCGGAGGGCAAGUGACUUGUUAACAGCCGAUGUUGAUAUCAAACACACAUAAAAGUUAUUGUAGUUUUACACGAGUGCAGUUGCGGCUUUUAGUAUAGGGCUGAAAAUCCUUCUAAAACAACACAUUUUACGUAGUGAAUAUCAAUUACUAGCAAUAUAUCGAGUGACGAGUUAAAAGUUUUCCAGGCCCUGAUCAUGACAGAAUCAGUUUGAACUUUUCCAUUGAUUGAAUACUUAACAUAAAGUAUAAUGAAGAGAGAUGAGACCUAACAGCUUUUUGCACAAGACACUUCUUCUUUGUUUCAGUCGCCUCUGUAUUUCUAGCCAUAGAAGAACAGACGUACUUCGUGGUGAAACAAACAAAAAAUGUGAUUGAAUGCCCGUAUAAAUAUAUGAUUUCCAACGAGAGCUCAGGGAAGGGAUACAGAGUAUAUUAAAAUUUUUACCUCUUAGUGUUACCACCAACUCCUUCGCAAGACCCUCCUUGGUUAAACAAAUAUUAGUUAUUCCCGUAAAUUGAAAGCCAUAAACAUAUAUGGACCUUUGUCAAACAUUAAGAUUUAAAUUGAAGAAAAAUAACAUUUUUGACUCAUGUAUUCGUGGGACAAAGAUGAGAGGAAAUAUGUAUUAACAUCGAUGUAUGCAUGUAACACCGAAAUAAAGAUUCUGUACUAUUAGAAAUCAUAAUAAAGUUCGGAUAUAACGCACGCUGUCAUUGGUUGAAAGAGCGUGCUCUAUGAGAGUAUAGAGCAUAGAGUUGAGCUAAAGCUGUCACGCCAUCUGCCAAAUUGGAAUGUCCAACCUUUCCCAGGACUUUUCUCCAUCUUUUUUCCGUUAAUUGAAAGUGAAAUUUCGAAACAAGCGAGCCGGCAAGUAGCAACAGAACAACCAAACUAAGGUUUAUAGACAUGCUAGGCGCCGUAAUAGACGUUAUUAUAACGUGAGCAGAGACGAAAGUCCUCAAAGAGAAAACGAAAUGGACAGUCCGCGUUUUGAAGGUUUUCACGCUCAGUUAGAUUGCAAGCUUACGAAUGAGGUAAUAAAAGUCAAACAUAGCUAAAACUCGUGUAGUAUAUAGUAGUAGUUCAAAAACAAAACAGAACAAAACAGGAAUGAUAAAAAAUAUAGCCAAAGUGGCAUAACUGUUGUUAUUCGUACUAAUCAUCACGGUGUCAGAGCGACUGCGAUAAUGUUAAGGUCCAACGUGGCUCGCUUGGAGAUCGCCAGAGAAGCAAGCCUCAAAAAUUACAUCGACCGCCCAUCCAGUGAACACCUAAGAGCUUGCUCUGAUGCUAUUUCCGAUGCGUUGAGUGGUGAAGGCCACAUCAGUCAUUGCAACCGAGUUUUACGGCUCUGUCAUCCCGAGGAAUCUUCAUGUUCCGGUGAAUUCGGCUGUCGUUCACUCAUAAAACUUGUCUUGAGCAGUUUUUUUACCAUUUGUCAUGUGAAAAAACUUGCGUGUUUUUGUGAGCCACAAUUCGGCCGGAUUUCACAGAACAUUUCACCUCUAUAUUCUGUAUUUGAGACUAAAAAAACUUCAGGCAGAAGUUUUAGAUUCGACCUGUCAAACUAUUAAAGUUUGUAAACAAUUGCAGAAUGUGAACUUUGACGGUUUUUGAGCUUUGAUGGUUUGACAUUCUUGACAGCUUAAGUCUUGUACAGCGAAUCAGAUUAUUGAACUAUUAUGACAACGAUUCUGAUUGGCUUAUUGUAGCGUGCUUUGUGAGAGUCUAGAGCAUGCUGACGACACCGUUGUUCGCUUUGGAAUUAAAAUUUAUUUUGAAAAUUGAAAGUAAUGCGCGGGGAAUUUAACGGAUUCUUUAUUAUAAAACAAAUAGCAAAGCCUUGACUGUGCUCUGUUCUGUUGUAAAGCACUUAGGAAGCGGUUGAAGCACUCAAGAAGUACACUUCUUUCGUGCUCGAACCGCUUCCUGCGUGCUUUACAACAGAACAAAACACAGUCAAGGCUAUCUAUUUAUCUCUAUUUGUUAAUCAACGCUCAGUUAGGAAGACAGUUGAAACUAAACAGGACACAUGCACUGCAUGAUUCAGCAAGCAAAUUGACAGUAAAAGUUGAGAUGCGUCUCAUUUGUAUAAAUGGAUAUCUCAAAAAUAUCCUUCGUUUGUCUUUGUCAUCGAGUUAAUUCAAUCCUUUUCGAAACAGAGAGGUUUACGUUAUGCGUCUGGGCACUCAGUAAAUGUCGAUAAAUGCCUCUGUUAUAAAGAUCGAAUGGAAAAUAUAGUAGAAUGGGAAGAUCACCAUUUGUUAAUGUUUUUAUUUAAUUUUUUUUUGUAGCCAUUAUAAAAUGUUUAGAGAAGUGCGCGCGCCGUGAUUGGUCAGAACGAGUUCAUUAUAUUUCUUUAUAAUAAAGUUCGGAUAUAACGCCCGCUGUCAUUGGUUGAAAGAGCGUGCUCUAUGAGAGUAUAGAGCAUAGAGCUGAGCUACAGCUGUCACGCCAUCUGCCAAUUGUACUAUGUUCGAGCUUUUCCGGGACUUCUUUUUAGCUUUUUUCCGAUAAUUGAAAGUGAAAUUUCGGAACUGAAGCGAGCCGGCAAGUAGCAACAGAAGAAUCAAACAAAGGUUUGUAAACAUACCAGGCGCCGUAAUUUACGUUAUUAAAACGUGAGCAGAUACGAAAAUCCUCAAAGGAAAAACAAAAUAAACAUUCCGAGUUUUAAAGAUUUUCACGCUCAGUUAGAUUGCAAGCUUUCGUACGGUAAUAAAAAUUAAACACAGCUAACACUCGUAUAGUAUAUAAAGUUCAGUGUUCAAAAACAAAACAGAACAAAACAGAAAUGAUGAAAAAUAUAACUAAGCUGGCAUAAUUGUUAAAAUUCAUACUAAUAAUGACGCUGUCUGAGCGAAUAUGAUCAUGCUGAAGUUCAUCGCGGCUCGCUCAUCAUGGCGAUCUCCGGUCAUCACAGUAAAGCAAGCCUCCGAAACUACAUCGGCCGCCCUUCGAGAGAAAAAAUAAGAGCUUGCUCUGAUAUCCUUUCCGAUACGUUGAGUGGCAAUUCACAUCAGUCACUGCCGCCGAGUUUUGCGGCGCUGCCAUUACGAGCGAUCUUCAUGUUCCGGUGAAUUCGGCUGUCGUUCAUUCAAAAAACACUCGCCUUGAACAGUUUGUUUUCUACCUUGUCAUGUGGAAAAAACUCGCGUGUUUUUAUGAGCCAUAAUUCGGCUUAAGUUCACUGAACAUUUCACUUCAAGAUUCUGUAUUAGAGACUUAAAAACUUCAGGCAAAAGUGUUAAAUUCGACUUGCCGAAUUAUUUUAGUUUAUAAACUAUCGUAGAAUGUGAACUUUGAUGGUUUUUGAACUUUGAUGGUUUGACACUUUUGACAGCUUCAGUCUUGUACAGCCAAUCAGAUUAUUCGAACCAUUCUAACAAGGAUUCUGAUUGGCUUAUUGUAGCGUGCUUUAUAAGAGUAUAGAGCAUGCUGACGACAUUGUUGUUCGCUUUGGAAAUAAAGUUUGUUUUGAAAAUUGAAAGUAAUGCUUGGGUAAUUUAACGGAUUCUUUAUUAUAAAACAAAUAGAGAAGCCUUGACUGUGCUCUGUUCUGUUAUAAAGCACUUAGGAAGCGGCUAGAGCACUCAAGAAGUGGGAAGAAGUUUCUCCCUACACUUCUUGAGUGCUCUAGCCGCUUCCUAAGAGCUUUAUAACAGAACAGAGCACAGUCAAGGCUUCUCUAUUUGUUAAAUAAAGCACGUGCCUUAAGUCACAAGAGUGCACUGUUGAGAUAUAAUGCACGAAGCUUACGUCAUCGGUCCGAGUGCGCAAAUUUCACAAUACAUUUUAUUAAAAGAAAUAAAAAAACUUGUUCCUCGAGCAUUAUUGAGUUAUAUAAGCACUCGAGAGUUUUUAAAAACACUCAAGGGGUGCGAAAAUCACGAGCCGAAGGCGAGUGCUUUUCGACACUUUUCCCGCGUGCUUAUAGAUCGCCCCAUGCAAGGUAAUCCGGAUUCCGGAAUCUAUGAAAUUUUUGCUUGUGGAAUCCGGAAUACUGGGCUCUGGAAUCCAGAAUUCAGCUUUUGGAAUCCAGGAUCCCGCUAAAAAGGGGAAUCCAGAAUCCGCUUUCUGAAAAUCCAUUUCAAAUCAUAUUAUCGGCUUUCACCCGCAUCCAUGCAACCACUGUACAGUGCAGUUCACUCACGUGGUCAAUCGGUGCUCAAAUUUAGAAAGUGUUUAUAUCACUGAAGCGUUCAAAUCCCACAGGAUUUGCUUGGAACAUCAAUAUAGCCGCUAUUUGAUUGUUUUGGAACACCUCUAAAUAAUGAUAUGGCCGCUAUGACGUCCUGUGAAUAUUAACUUGCUGGUUGUCAUAACAACAGUUGGAAGGUGACUUCCAAAAGAUACGUAAAAGAUACGUUUUAGUUUUCCUAUAAAUCUAGGAAUUUUUAAAUUUCUGUGAAAAUAAUCUAACUAUUAACAACUUGGAUGCUUCGCUUUUGCCUGCUUUCCUCACCGGUUUUUUAAGCAAAUGGGGCACACGGCAAGCUUUGGCACCGGAAAUUGCGCUACUUUUAUCUGACACCCAGGGUCGAGGUAUCGACCUUAAUACUUAAUACUUAAUACUCUUUUCAUUUUCGACUCUUUCGAACUUUCUGGCAUUUCUGAUUCGCGAUUGACCAAAAUCAAAAAUAAAUAUCCAUUUUCCUUAAAUCAUAAUGAGAGCAUCAAAAAGUAAUAUUCUCCUGUUGAUGGCCGUGGAGGCAUAGUUGUAAUUAGAAUCCAGAUGAAAGCCAGGAACUGUCAAAACUGCACCAGUCUCUCAGAGCACGUGGAGGGACACAAGCCGCAGUAUUACAGAAAAUUUGCAGUGUCUUUUUCAAUUGAUAUAUCAUUUGUUUAUUCGAUUUGCUCUUUCCCUAAAUCUCGAUACUUUAAUCAUAAUCUAUGGGGAAGCACAAGAAAAAGCAAAAGGCGGAGAGGGAAAGGUAAGUGUAACAUUGUAAUGAUUCGAUUAAUUCUUUGUUCCAUUUUGAACUAACUUAACCUCCAGCGAAACUUACCAAAAAUUACUGAAAAUGCAUCUUCAGGAGCCCAAGAAACCGAAGAAAGAAAGACUAAAAAGAAAAAUACACGAGUUCAAGACCAUCGAGGUUUGAGGAUUUUUGUCUAUUAUGAAACACUUCUGAAUUUUUUUUAGGGGUUGCAACGAGCAAACAGGAACGACAGGGGUUUUAAUGACGAACUAUAGUCAAUAAUAACUGUUUCAAUGUAGUAGAAUUCGGAAGUUAAAAAGGAGUUGGAAGAUUCGAAAAAACGCUUUGCUAAACUUGAGAAUACUCGGUCAAUUGUUUGCAUCUCAUGAAACAACAAUGUAUUACGCCUCGUUAAAUGAUGAGACGCAAUAAAAGCACAGCAUGACUCGCUUGUUAGCAGUGAUUUAGGCCUUUAGUCGUUUUGAGAUCAGUUACGCUAGAGGUUUGAAUAAACUCUGCUCGUUAAAUAUUUUAUUAUGCUACCUGGCACUGGUCAUGGAAAUCGCUUAUUUUGCGCGAAAUUCCGCUCGAAUCGUGAUUCACACUUAGCCCUUUAAUUUCCAAGAUCUGAUUGUUAACUCUCCCCUCUAGCUGCUACACAAUUCCUCGUAAAUUAGCUACGAAACUUUGGUGUAAUAUCAAGAUGACAACUUCAACCUGAUAAUUUUGAGUAUUCCCAUGAACCCUUUGCUGAAAAACAUAUAGAUAUUAUAGGGAGAAGUUACAUGUCAGUCUUUUCUGGGAGUUUAUUGGUUAAACCAUCAUUGUUUAUGAGAGACUUAUUUUAUUGCGCUAACUUGCAUGUGCUUAGCCAUGGCUAACCGCCGGACUUAAGGUUCAAGCAUUGAGGCGCGCUGUUAGAGCUCGGUGAUCACCCGGCCCAAUAAGGUGUGAUAAUUUUGUAAAUCAGAAGUACAAUAAAACUGUCAAUUUUGGAACUGAAAAAUGGACUGGCCCAGGUGCUAGAACCCGCACCACGAUUCUUAAAAUUGGGCUUUUUCGAAAAUAAUUUAGUUUUUUUUUCUUGCAGGCCUUUUCGCGAACAGUAUGAACCUUCGACAUCUCCACCAAGCUGGCGAUCAAGGUCUCGCAACGAACGUACACCGAGGUAUGUUAACUGUUAUAUUUUAACGAACCGAAAAAAGUUUUUUGAAAACUCAAUUAACAACACGUGAUGUAGCCUUAACACUAUCACUUUCUUUGUUUUUGCAGCCUCCUCGAAAAAUUAGAGCGCUCGCCCUCUCGAAGGCGACGAUCAGGAUCACCAAAAACAACGACGACGACCAGGUAGAUUAAUUCGAAUUAAUUUCUAUAAGCGGAACACUAUUAAAAUGCCAUAAUAUAGAACUUAUUUUUUGCUACUCAUGACAACGGUUUUCUGUCAAAAUUCAUUCUGGCAUGUAUUCUUUCUCAAGGGAACAGGAAGUGAAGAGGAGGGCAAAAGGCGAGAAGCCGUAAUGCGAGAGUUUGUCGGAGAAUAUGGAAAAGGUGUACGACAGGAAAACGUUCGCUCAAAGACGAAAGAGUUGACUUGCACACUUCCAUAUGCCCUAAGCAUGCGUCCCUCUGUCAUCACAGCCUCAUCGGUAGACUGCCAAGACGUAACAACAGAGGGUUCAAGCAUCACUCUAACGUCUGAGGAGGACAAUGGGCUCUGCAGGCUCGCUAAUGGUGACCCUGAUGACGAAGAUGUUGGAGAUGAUGAGGAUCAAACUCCAGAUGAUCAGAGAGCAGCUAGGGAGAGUGAAAGGGAAGUGUCGCUUCCAAGAUUAGCAGGAGUGAGCUUAUCAGGGCGACGGACCACACUUUUCCAAUUAUGAUAAACUUUGAACAAAGUUAUAUAGGGAUAUUUGUGGGAGCCAGGAAAGGUCUAUUUAUAGUCGAAUGUUCGGCAUUUAAACGUAAACCGUUUCCUUUGAUAUUUGGCAUUUGGAAUAACAAAUUUAAAAUUUCAUGAGACAUCAUAUCUCGGUGGAACAAAGAUAAGAUAUUACUGGGUUUUAAGGUCAAACAACAUUUUCUAAAAAAAAAAAAAUAGCGGCGGGCCAUCUGAAACCUUACAAAAUCAUUGCUCUGAAGGAUUCAUAGCCGACGUAAUGCGACAUGACUUGGCUAACCUUUUAAAGAAAAAAGGAAGUAUAGAAAAGAGAAUCUGUUAUUCUUCAAAAAUUACCGUGUAAAUGAAGAUCUUUCGCGAUUUUUCAAAUGUUUAAGUACAGUUAAAUUGGUUUAACACCGUUUUAUACGCAAUCUCGUCGAACAUCAUCGCCAAUUACAUCUAGGAAAACAAGCUUUUCUGUCCGCGAUUUACUCGGGGUGUCAUUAAAAUUAUAUUCCAGUUUAAAUUUUUGCCUCAAUACCACGGUUUUUGUUUAAAAGGAAAGUUUAAAAAGUAAUUUGAGAUGAUAGGGAAAUAUUUCGAGCUGUUUUCUUGCAGUUCUAAGCGAAUUUUUUUUUUAAAAAAUUGGCCAUCUUUUCCCAAUCGGAACAAUGUUAUGCUGCACUAAAAAAACUUUUUAGUCUAACAGUUAUUUACAAAUUAAAAAUGAUACGCAAAGGUUUGUACUAUUAGUUCUUUGUUACUUUUAAAUCACUUGAAGAACCUCGAGGAACCCGUAUGAAAGAAAUGCGGCCUCGCCUCAGACUUCAGAGUUGCUAAAAAGAUGUGGAAUGAAUGGACAUUGGACUUAAGAGACGGACAGUCUCAACAGGUAUUCCUAAAACAAAAAUUUAUCCCUUAAUUUGUUGUUAUACAUUUCUCAUAAUUAUCAAAUGUUGUUAGGAAAUAUGAAUAGACAAACAUGCAUUCACAAACAUGUCCUUCAAUAGCGAAAUCCGCUAUUAAAGUCAUUCCUAGAAAACGCAAUGCGAAAAUUAGGGGCAAACCACAAACUAAAAUCUGGAAUCUUUUGUGUUUUGGAAUCCGGAAUUUGCAACGGUAGAAUCCGGAAUCCAGCACCUGGAAUCCGGAAUCCACAGCGUGGAAUCCAGAAUCUAAUACUGUCCUGGAUUACCUUACAUGGGGCGAUUAUAGAACUCAACAAUGCACUCGGUGCAUUUUUAUUUCUUUGAGAACAUUGUUUCGAAAACGAUUUUGGCGAAAAAAUAAAAGGCACAGACAGCAAUUUUUGAGACAGUGCUAAAAUCGAGGAAAUAUGUUAUUCGUCAGCCGGGAGGUCCGCCGCCUACGGCCUCGGGUGGUACUCAAGACAUCGGGCAAACUUCUUCCCAAUACGGACCAAUCUAGGCUGAAUAACAUUUUUAUUUUUUUCCUCAAAACUUAACGAAAAUAUCUCCAAAAGAACCGGAAUGAGUUAGGGCUGUAAUAACAGCAAGAUUUACCAUAAACGAAACAAUUUUGAGCGAGCAAAUGGUACUUAAAAUAGAGGUAAUGCAAAUUAAAGAGAGAAGCGUCACCGAAACAUUUUAAUUUCCGUAAUGAUAAAGGUGAUUUAAAAGGCUUCCAAAAAACUUUGAAAAAUUAUUUUUACAAGUAUCUGUCACAAUCUGACACCUUUGAAUCAGAGAGCGAGUAAGAAAGAAAAACGCAAGUACACUUUUAAAAAAAAACAACGGAACUAGUUUGGCAAGGACUGUCGCGACAAUGUUUUCUUCAAGAGCAGUCAAUGAUCUUACGGAAAGUAUCAUUCGCUGUCAUGGACGUUUAAGAAUGUACAAGGAUUUGUCUCUGUUCAGUUAGUAAAUGGCAAGGAAAGUAGUUGUAAGUAAAUUCAAAUUUUUGUUUUUGAAGUUGUGUGAGUUUGCUCGUUUGUAUACUGCAAUGGCGUGUGUAAAUCUGGUCUUUUCUCCACAAAAGCUAAAUUCGAAUGAGACACUUCAAUUAGACACGAGAGGAUUUAAUGUGGCUUUUUCUCAUUGAAUUCCCAAAUGUUUAAAUUGAACAGACUUGGAAAGACGCACCGAAAGCGUAGAAUACUUUGCUCGCCUUUUAACAGCAAACAAAUUGUUUGGGAGAGAUUAGAUAGUAAAUGAUGAAAGUUCUAUCAAUUAACUGAUUCAAUGGUAACCAAAUACCGCAAGUUUUAGAUUACGAGGUAAUUUUUGUGACAGAUUAAAUUUAAUUACAGAUGGGUUUUUAGGCCGCUUGUUAACCAAUCUUACGAAACUUUUGCUUAUACAAAUUCAUUUCGAGACCAAUAUUUUUCUGUAAACCAAAGUGAUUGGAGAGAGAAAAAAGAGAGGAUUAAUAAGUUAUUUAUCCGCUUGAGGUGGUGACCGACGUCUUUUCGAUAAAAUAAUGCUCAGCCGGCAAAACGAGAUAUUUUUUUAUGAAAAAUGGCAGCGAAGGUAGGGAUUUACUCGGCGACUCACGAAAGCGUUACCGUUGCCCGUGGGCAGAGAUAGGCAAAUACGGACCAUGAUAAGAACCAAUCAGAUUGCACGAUUCGUUACCGUGCCCUCUCAGAAAAAAAAAAAGAAGAUUAUUAUCAUUAUCGUCAUUGAGGUUUUUGAUGUUGUAACUAUUACUAUCAUGAUUAUCAUCAAUAUUAUGAGUCAGUGUAGAGUUGUGGAGAGAAAUUUCUCCUGUUAAAUUAAACAGCCAUAUAGUGUUGUAAUAUUUCAUAUUUCCAGUUCAAUGUUCAUGUGGUCAAAUGCUAUCAUGUGGUCAAAUGCUAUCAACAUCCUUCCACGAUGUAAUGAAUAAUCUACAUAUCCAGAUAUCGAUGAGUUUUUUAUUGGAACACAUAACUGCAGUGCUGAUUCUGCGUGCAACAAUACCAAAGGAUCGUGCGACUGCAUUUAGGUUAAGGUACUUUUGAAGAAAUCAGAGAGAGUUCACAAAUACAAUUUGACAGGCCUACGAGAAAAGUUCUGAGUUAUGGAGUGUCAAUGACUAUUAGCACUGCGUCACAGUGGAUUCCUCGGAGAUGUCCCAGUUAAGUGCCGCGCGCGGCUAUUUUUUUCCCUCAAGAUUUAAAUUCCUACAAUGGUGUAAGGGGUGGGGGAAGGAGGAGUUGAGAGCGAAUUAAACCCUAAGGUGUUAUCAAAGAUGGCGUUCUAGAAAAACUUCGUUUGCACGUCUACGCUCUAAAUACAAAUUUUGUCUCUAUAGAUCUACAUGUUCAAAAGUCAUAUCCAUUGCUCAUGUUACCCAUUAAAUAAGGAAAAAUCUCAAAAAACCGGAAUGAUAAAAAAUAUUUAUUCCGCUCAAGUACGGAAGAUUUGUAAGAUAUUUGAAUUGACUCUAGCUAUUUGGCAUUCUGUUGUUCCAAGACAUUUGAGCUCUUCAAAACUAAAGAAUUGCAUUCAGAAUUGAACAAGGCAUGUUAUCAAAUUAAUGCAACAAAAUGUUCCACUUGAUGAUGUCAAUACUAAAGAAUAUGUAGAUAUUUUACAACUUAAGGGAUGUGCCGUUGCUUUGAUCGUAAUGUACUUAGACACUCGCUUUAUAUCAAUUGCUAUACUAUCGUUUUAUAGUUUCAUUUAUGUUUUAAUUACACUAAAUCAAGUAGCAAAAAUUGAUAAAUACAUCAAACUUUUAACGGGGACUUCGAAAACUUUGAUAAAGUUCCAUAGUUCCCGUGAUAUAUAUUUUUUUCUUUUAUCUGCAGUUGCGGUUUCGAACUUUAAAGAAGCUGACAAACAAAUGUAAGUGCUAUAUUUUGUAAUAAACGACAAAGUUCAUCUCACAUCGAGUGUUAAAGAUUUUAAGGAAAGGAAAAGAGGAGAAAGAUGAUCCUAGUUUAAUUCAAUCCUGUUUUUUUUUUAUUUAGCGACUGAUUUCCUAUUUUUUUAAUCGUUUAUCUUCGAUAAACUGAGCGUCUUCGUUACGCUCCAUAUCGACUGAACACCAACUCCCGUUAUCUGUCACGGGGAUGUAGGAUGUGGGAAUGGAAUAUGGACCCCUAUUAUCAAGAUUGAUGGCAACAACGUCUCUUUUAAGCUUUUGUUAAAGAAGCUAUUGAGAUAACUUGGUUAAUAUGAAGGAGUUUUGAAAAAUUUGGCUUAAAGGUGGCAAGUUCGUAAUAUGCCUUUCGUUUACUUCUCCCCAACCUCAACCGCGCCUUUUCCUUGCUGGGUUUUCAGCCAUCGCAUUUGUUUCAUUUAUCUUUUUACCUUCUUGUAAUUAAAUAUUGAUUUCGUGGUCUCCUUUAAACUGAAGAUAGAUUUGAAAGCCAUGGACAAAAGAAAACAAAAGAAGGAGUAUUCCUUUCAAUUUUUUUUUAAUGAAAAUCUAAGGGAGUCAUUAUUUUCACGUAACUGCCAAAAAAAAAAAUUCAAUGUUAAGCAAAGAUUUUUCCAAUGAAACCUUUUUUUUGCAAGUCCUUUUUUCGACGGGAUUUGGCGUUUGUUGAUAGUUUUGCAUCACGCGGAAAAUAAUUUUACGGGGCUUAUGAACUGCAGGGAACAGAGAAAAAGCUUCUUUCUUUUCACUUUUUAUUGUUUUAGUCUUGUGAUAGCCAAACUAAUAACAAAUGGAACAUUUACAUUUUAUGGAUUUCAUUUUUUUUGUAUGGAUUUCGUCGGAUCUUAGGUUUUUCUCAUAUGCUUAAACGAAAAAUAGUCAAUGAACUUCGAGUUAAAAUUCAAUUUUAAAAAUGUAGGGAGAUUAUCAAUUUCCACAACAGAGUUGUAAUAUUCAAAAUAAAUUGUUCUGAAUGCUUUUGCAACAAAUUUAUUAUCAUUUUUGUUUAUUAAGCCAUUGCUGAGAAUGAAUGCCUUGAGAGUAAGACAUCUGGAACUUAAGUUGGCUGAGAAACACUAAGUUGCAAAUAUAAUAGAUCCUAGUUAAUAGAGGGCUACCUUUACAGUGCAUAGCUCUUAGUCUCUAAAGCUCCGGAUAAAAUCUGUGAAUGGCUUUUUGACAUGAAUUUCCUUUUGACUUGUGUUAUUUUGCCGCUCCUCAGUUCUGUGAUGCUCGAUGCCGUCUUCUCAGAAGGUUGGUAGCUUUUAUCUUCCUCAAAAGCCACCAAAUUCUAAAAAUAUUAACUUUUUUUUUUUUUAUAUAUAUAUUUAUUUUUAUUUGGGGUGUUUUUUUUAAGUGUUAUUAUUUGAAUAGGUUCUUGAACUAAAAUGCGAUGCGAGUACGCGGUCAGUUUCGAUUUAGCGGGGACCUUUGGACAUACGCUUUUUAAUGAUUUCUACAAAAUGAACUUUAAAAAAAUUAAAACUUUUUGUAGUUGAAUGGUUGAAACGUUUCACAGGCAAGUUUUUCGACUUACUGAUAGCUGGUGUACCAAAACUACCUCAUAACUUCCACCAAAAAAUCAAUGUUAAGCAAUUUUUUUGCCUUUAUUUCUCUUUUGCAUAAAAUUUAUUUAAGUUUCAGCAUGGGGGCAUGAGAAAAAUAUCUCUUCAAGAACAAGCUGAAGUUAAUAUCAGUUUGGCUAUCACAAGACUAAAACAUGAGCAAUAGGGGUGUUUAUCAUAUAGCUGGCAGCGCUCGUGGGCAAUAUGAAGCGAAUCCUGUGUUCUGAUUCUUGUCCGCUUUGAUCUCGGGCAAGGAAAAAAGUGCGUGGAGCUGACUAACAAAGUUCGUAACUUUUGGGCGAUGUCGGCGAUGAAGUCGCAAAAAGCGGCAGAAGACAGUCAAACUAAAGAAAACAUAAAUGACACCCGUGGGUUUGUUCUGUUGCAAACACAAAUGGCAUUUUUUCCUGGCUCUAGAAAUACAAAAAGAAAACUGUCAUUCUUGAUUCUUAUUAAAGCGAAAUCUGUUGGCAAUAUGAUAAGUCCUUUAUUGAUUAAGCUUGUUCGGUCAAGAUGGCUGGAUAUUAGCCUUGUUGUUUCCUUGCGUUUUUAUGAACUGACACGAAGCCAAGUUCCGUAAAACGCAAAAAAAAGGAACUCGGUCAAUAUCCAGCCAUUUUGACCUCACGCUUGCUGCCAUCAGAAAACAAAUAUUCAUCCUCUCGUAGAGGCUUUAGGGUGUAUGAUGGUAUAGCCUGAAGCUGUUUGCAGAGAAGUGCAUAUUUCCUCCGUCACUCCUUCGCCAAAAAUAAAUAAAUCAAUGAAUAAGAAUAAAAAAACGAUGAAAAAAUAUCUUAAUUUGACUAGAAUUUGCUAUUUUCAUGUUUCUUUUCGCACGCACAAUCCUUCUAAAAUUGCUGCCUGCUGACAGCACGUCGAACAUUUGACCAUGAUAUGAGAAGUGUCAUGGCCUGGCUUCUCGAGACAUUGUUUGUUGAGUGUUGGUAGGGUACGAUCUUAAAGGGGAUUUUUUUUUUCUUUUAAUCUGAUCCAUUAGUUUAAUCUUUAUAUGUAGAGAGCACCAAACCAAUACCAAUUUUCUGUGCUUUACAAUACUCCAAGUGGAAUCAUUAUUAAUUCAUAUCUUUGUCUUCCUUUUUGUUACUCGGCGGGUAUUAAUUUUAUCUUCUCUCACAAAGUAAUAACGAAAUAUCAUUUUGACUCAGAAGACUGCCGUUAUUUGGAAUUCAAGCCCGCUAAAGCAUUUGACGGUCAACGCCUGAUAAAUCACGUGAUUCAAAUUGAUGAUGUCAAGGAUAAAGUAUUGUGUAAGAUACGAUGUUUCAUGGAGUCAAACUGUGUCAGUUAUAAUCUCGUAAAACAACUGAGUGGGGACAAUGAAACAUAUAAAUGUGAGUUGAAUGAUGUUACUCACGAAGGAAACAUGGACGACCUUGUUGGGGAGUACGAUUCCUUUUACCACGGAUCUGAGGCAAGAGUCACCUUCAAACAUCUUAACUGCUUUAUACCCUAACAUUUUUAUGCAUAUUUCCAUAUGAUUCUCUGUACAUUUCCCAACGUGCGGACAAGGAGAAUUUGUUUAGCAUACAAGGUCUUCUGUAGUUGGUGAUUAUAUUUUUUUCUUCUCGUGAUCUUAAGAUGUUAUUCAAGGGUGAAACUUUAAAGAGAAAUUAGAUUAGCUUCCAGUCACUCUCAGGGGCUAAAUGGUUAACUAAAUCGAGAAAAGGUCUUCAACGAGACACAAACAAGGAUUUGCGUCAAUUGCUUUUUCUAUUAUGCGACGUUGUUGUAUUCAACUUCGCAGUGGCUAUCGUAAUAAUAAGCAUCCGCGAUUUGAGAAUAACAAAAUUUAAGUUGUAGCAUUCAUAUUUAUACUUAGCAAUCCUGCUGGUUUAGACUAUCGAGCAAAACUAUUUCAUGAUAGGAUUCUCUAGAUGUCAUGCCUAACGACAUUUUGUUAGAUUUUUAUGGCUAAUUUUUUUUUGUUUUCUGUUUUUUUUUUGUUUGUUGUUUUUGUUGUUUUUUUGUUUCCUUGCUUUGCUUUUUUUUUCUUUUGUUGUUUUUUAUUUGUUUAUUUGUUUGUCUUUUUAUGUCAGAGUAACUGUAUAGCAAACCCUUGCAAGAACAACGCGACUUGUCAAAGCGGUUUUACCGAAAAAGGUUAUCGCUGUUUGUGUUCAGCUGGAUUCAAGGGUCAGACUUGUGAUGAAGGUAAUGCCGUUCUCUAAACGAGUAAUUCCCUUUGAGACAUUAACACAAUUGAACCUAUUGUCGACUUAAACACAGCUUUAAUUAACAAAUAGAGAAGCCUUGACUGUGCUCUGUUCUGUUAUAAAGCACGCAGGAAGCGGCUAGAGCACGAAAGAAGUGUAGGUAGAAACACGAGACGUAGUCGAGUGUUUCUUCCCACUUCUUUACUGUGAUAACCGGAGAUCGCCAUGAUGAGCGAGCCGCGAUGGACUUCGGCAUGAUCAUAUUCGCCAGACACCGUCAUGAUUAGUAUGAAUUUUAACAGUUAUGCCAGUUUGGAUAUAUUUUUCAUCAUUUCUGUUUUUUUCUGGUUUUUUUUUUUAACACUGUACUUUAUAUUCUAUGUGAGUGUUAGCUGUGUUUGAUUUUUAUUACCGUACGUAAGCUUGCAAUCUAACUGAGCGUGAAAAUCUUUAAAACUCGGAAUGUCUAUUUUGUUUUUCCUUUGAGGAUUUUCGUAUCUGUUCACGUUUUAAUAACGUAAAUCACGGCGCCUGGUAUGUUUACAAACGUUUGUUUGGUUCUUCUGUUGCUACUUGCCGGCUCGCUUGUUCCGAAAUUUCACUUUCAACUAUCGGAAAAAAGCUAAAAAGGAGUCCAUGAAAAGGUCGAACAUAAUACAAUUUGGCAGAUGGCGUGACAGCUUUAGCUCAGCUCUAUGCUCUAUACUCUUAUAGAGCACGCUCUUUCAGCCAAUGACAGUGCGCGCUAUAUCCGAACUUUAUUAUAAUGAUAAUUGGAAUCAAUAUGAUCUGAUUUCAGAUACUUACGAAUGUACUACAGAAAAGCAAAACUGCAGUGCCGAUACUGUUUGCAAAAAUACCAAAGUAUCGUACAACUGUGCAUGUAAACCUGGAUAUUCCGGAGAUGGAAGGGAUUGCAAAGGCAGGUUUUGCUUUUUCGUUGCUUUGAACAGUGAAUAUGUUUCUUAGAAUUAAAGGGGUGGAUUCUUGCGAGAAUGCAUGGCCUGGUUUCCUGACUUUCAGAAUUAAAGUUUAACUUAGAAGAACGUUUUUCGUUUUAUUGUUUUCUUCUUUGGUUUUAGAAAUUCAAAUGAUUUAUUCAGCUAACCUGCUUUCAGUUUUACGUAAAAUAACUGAAACGAGAGAUUAUGUACAAACCUUUUCAUUUUGCUUUCCCAAACUAUGAAAAUUUUUGACAGUUUAAUUGUAAUUAAACCAAAUAUGGUGCAACUUCAGAUAUUAACGAAUGUGCUACAGAAGAGCAGAGCUGCAGUGUUGAUGCUGUAUGCAACAAUACCAAAGGAUCUUAUGACUGUGAAUGUAAACCUGGAUUUUCAGGGGAUGGAUGGACCUGCAAAGGUAGCACAAUGUAAUAUCGCAGGCUAAAUUCAGUGCCAGAUAGAGUUUUUGAUUACGCAUUAUCAGCGCAAUGUCUAUGAGAACGGAUGCUAUUGAAACUUUAAAAGCUGACCAAUGAUAUGCGUACUCAGAUAUCACAAAAGGUAAAAGUGGUUCAGAAGAGCACGGCGGCAAUGCUGAUGCUGUUUUUUGGGAACACUAAACCUGCACAGGUAGUGCAAUCAAAUACUGCAUAUUGAAUUUGUUUUUAUAUAAAUUGUUGUAUUCUAAAAUUUAGUAUCAGCACAGUGUUAUGAAAAUAAAUGCCAUUAGCGUUAUAACAGACCAAAUACAAACAUACAUAUUUAGAUAUUGACGAAUGUGGUACAGAAGAGCACAGCUGCAGUGCUGAUGCUGUGUGCAACAAUACCGAGGGCUCAUACAACUGUUCAUGUAAACCUGGAUACUCUGGGGACGGAUGGUCUUGCAAAGGUAGUAAAAUGAAACAAUGCAUGUUGAAUCUAGGACCACGUAAAUUCUGGUACUCUUUAUUAUCGAUGCAAUGUUAGGAAAACAAAAUUAAUGCUACAGAUACUACAACAGAUCCAUUAAUUAUGUCUAUUUAGAUAUUGACGAAUGUGCUACACAAGAUCACAGCUGCAGUGCUGAUGCUGUGUGCAGAAAUACCAAGGGAUCCCACAACUGCACAUGUAAACCUGGAUAUUCUGGGGAUGGACGGACUUGCCAGGGUAAUGUAAUGAAUUAUUGCCUGUCAAAUUUAGAAUCACAUACAUUGUUGUUUUCUAUAUUACCGAUGCAAUGUUACAAAAACAAAUGCAAACAGCCAUAUCAAAAGUAAACGUUUGAUUGGCAUAUUUAGAUAUCGACGAGUGCGCUACAGGAACUCACAGCUGCAGUGCUGAUGCUGAGUGCAACAAUAUCAAGGGGUCGCACAACUGUCAAUGUAAAUCUGGAUAUUCUGGGAACGGACGCACCUGUACAGGUAAUUGAAUGGAAUAUUGCAUGUUAGAUUUACAGCCAAAUGGAUUGUUACGUGCUAAUGUAUAUUUUUAUAUAUAUAUAUAUAUAUAUAUACUAAUUAAUUUAUCUGUUUUAUCAUUCGUAGUUUUUUUUUAUUUUUCAGCCGUCAUAUUUUCAAGCUGCAAAGAAGCUUAUGAUGCCAAAUUGUAAGUACGAUUAACGAUAAAAGAAUAAAAACGACAGACUUGAUCUUCUUGAUCUCGCAGGAAGACUUAUAAAUGCCAAAGAAAAGAGCGGGUAGCUAUCCAGUCAUUUCUUCUUUUUUGAUACGCCUGUUAAAUUUAGUAUUCCCAAGAGUUUAUAAUCUCAUGGUAUUCCAAAAUGGUGAAUGCAUACCACAAGCUUAACUCCUAUACUUAAUUUUAUUAAAUCCGAUUUUUUCACAGACUAAGCGUAAGUAACGUCGUUACGCUCUAUAUCGACUCCAAGCCAAUUUCCGUUUUCUGUCACGUGGGGGAUGUAGGAUGUGGAGAUGGAAUAUGGACCCUUGUCAUGAAGACUGAUGGCAACAAGGUAUUUAUCUCUUCAUUUAUUUAUAUUAUUCAAUUGUUUUUUUAAAAGAUUUUUGUUUGGUUUGUGAUGAAUUUUAGAAAAUAUUUUCGAUACCUAAAGUUUGCUUCUAUCAUAACCUCACACAACCUCCGCAAGAAUGGCUUCUUGUUCGCUUUCAUAUUUCUAUGUUUGACUUUUUCUGCUUCGUUGCAAAUAAAAUUGUGGUCUUCUCUAGGCCAAAUGUGAUUUUAAUGCGGGUCUAAAGAGGAAAUACCAACAAAAUGUCUGUAAAAUGUAGUUUUUUUGCUGAUGGUUAUUUCAUCGAUUUCCCACCUCAAAAAAAGAAAAAUAAUAAUAAAAUAAAUAUAAGUUCAAGAACUUUUAAAAUGCCAUACUCGAGGGAACGUUAUUUGUGGUAUAUUUCUAUUUCCAUAUGUUUUUUUUUUAUCGUGUUGUGACUCGCUCUCUCAAAUGAUCAGAUUUAUUGAGAUCUGGAAAUCUCUUGGGUUUCCAUCUACUUAACAUCGGCUCGCAUUAAUUUUUGGCUGGUUGGUCGUUGAGAUUCACAUAUUUAUUUGUCUUUCUUGUUUAUUCAAUGGUAUUUUCCUUCUUUUCCUGGUCAGCGAACUUUCCAUUAUGAUUCCAAUUAUUGGAGCAACAUGUUAGAAUAUAACCUUCCUGGAGGAGAGACUGGGUUUGACCAAAUGGAGACCAAGUUACCGACUUACUGGAACACAUCAUUCUCCAAGAUCUGUCUUGGUAUGAAGAUCGACCAACAGCUCAGGUUCAUUGUUAUCAACAAGCGAGCAGAUUCCCUGUACUCGCUGAUCGCUGACGGACAAUACCGUCCGACUAAUUUGGGUCGUGACGCAUGGAGGUCAUUGAUUGGCCCAAAUGCGUCCUCGCAGCUUUACUGCAACAGAGAGGGGUUCAAUCUUUACUCACUGAACCCUUUUUGGGAGUUUAAGGCUUCUAAAGCAAGGAUCGGUUUUGUAACCAACAAUGUAAAUAACUGCCAUGAUGUUGAUACCAGAAUCGGGUUUGGUACAGGAGGGCCACACGAUGACACCAACACGUGUGGAAUCGUUGCAGACAGAGCCAAUCUUGAUAAUGGUUCGAAGUUCAUUAAAGCCAUGGGGCACAUUUUGGUACAGUAAUUGGCGAGAAGUGGAGAUGCACUGGUGAAUAGUAUUACCGUCGCAACCUUCACCAACAAAAUAUGAAGGCACACAUCAAUACCCCUUAGCUGUCUGUAUAGAGUAUCAAACACACUAAUACACUGACACGUCCAAUUGUGUAAAGCAAUAUUCAGAGGAUGCACUUACUUGAAAUGAGAAUAUCAGGAUGCGACUAGAUGUGUACAUGUAAAUAACUAGUCUGAUUUGCUAAACAGAGCGAGGUUAUGAGCUUCAAGCUCAUAAUCUAGCUGUGACAUUUGAGGUCGAUGAAUUUGUCAGCGAAUUCAAAUAAACAUUUCUGUGAGCGAGCCGUGAAGCUAUAGUGGACAAUAUUAUUUUGCCUGAGAGCUUACAAGUGAAGAUUUAACACAACAACAAAAUAAAAUUAGACUUCCUUAUCACCAAAAGAAGCCAAUAAAUUCGUUAUGAAGGUAAUGAGGAUAAGAUAUGACAAUUGAAGAACUUAAUUAUUGCCUGAAAUAUUUUUAUACCUCCGAGCGAAAACAAGAUGGCACAUGUUGCGAAACAGCCUCGCCCAAAUCGAUCCGAUCAACUAUUGACCGCUUUCUUCACUUGGUUCGCGUAUGUAAACACAAACUCAGAGAGGUUUCUCAUUUUACAGGUUGUUAAAAAAAAAUUCAUGAUAAACAUUUAUUGAAGUCGGUUUUCGCUUGAUACCAUGAAUAAUCAAAUCCUAUGUCUAUGUUAUGCACCUCAUUCUUCGGCUUCGGCACAUAACUCGGACCACAUUUUUUAUUCCAUGAUAUCUAGCCCAAACGCAUCCAAUAAUUGCUUAAUAAAGUGAUGAAUCUCAUAUAUCUCAGAAAGAAUUAUAAAAAAAAAGAGAGGCACUGAGACGAUUACGAAAUCCUUUUGCUUCACGGCAAUACAACACGAGACGAGGUUUUGUGUUUGAUAUUUGUGCAAUCAAUUGAUUCUGAUUUGGUGGAGAGAAGGAAAACGAUUAGGUGGACAAUUCAGGGUAGGUUAAAAACUUAUAAUCUCUAAAAGAAACACGAAAUUCAUCCAGAAAAGCCAAUCUAACGAGUCAUAUGCUGAAAAUAAUGGGAGCGAAGUCUAUCCACCUGCAACUAAAAGUUGCCAAAAUCAGCAAAAUGAGUCGGGGAAAAAAGUUAAGAAAACAUCUUAAAGUCCUUAGUUUAACUGGGAUAAGUACUAUUCAAAACUACGUAAAUCGGGCUGUAUUCUGAAGAUUAUUUUAGAAUUAGAAGUGUUGAUAAAUAAUGAUUAAAACGUUCUUCUUGGUGCGAUUAGAGUUCGCAUCUCACUUGCACUAUCAUCCCAUGGUAAAAGGACCAAGUGCAGUCUAUUUCGAUCUGUAAUCAUACGAGUGAUUGCGAAGCGGGAGUCCGAUCUGUUAAUCAAAAGUAUGAUUAUAGACUAAAUUGGACUUCUUCGAAUCACGUCUAUGAUUGGUGGAGAGUAUAAUUAGUAUGAUUGGCAGCAUUAAUCGUCCGAUUACGGCCAAUUAUUCCAUUACACUUUCCGACUGGUCAAACAAGAAAAAAUGUUUGUCUUUUUAAAAAUGAUGGCAGUUGCAGGCUGUUUUAAGAAUCGAGGUAUCUUUAGAGUAUUCCAAAGUAUUGGAGCGUAGAAAGAAAACCUUUUGAUUAUAGUUGGCUGCUGGGAUCGUUUCAACUUGAAAAAAUAGGCCAUCAGAAGAGCGAGGAGAGUGAACUGACUCACGGCGAUAGAAGAGCAAAGUCUACAGAGAGCAACGAGUUUUAGAACCAAUAGUACACUGUAUCUUUGGACUAUAAGCAAUUGUACUAACUGUUAAUUUUUUACGAUGAUAAAAAGGUGCUUUUGCUGUUUAAACUUUCUAUAACUCUCUGCAUGGAGAAAUCAUGACUCAAGUGGUUGUAGCAUUUGGAUAAAUUAUGAACUGGUUCUGGUACUAAAGAUGUUAAAAUUAGUUUUCACACUUUAUAGUAUUGUUUUGUAGAUACAUCUAUGAUAAAGGCGAGGUAAAUGACGAGUGUGCUGUAUUUACAGGUUAGAAGACCACCUCGAGGUUUAAAAAAAGAAUCAAACAUAUUCUUGAUCAAUAACAGCGCAGUUUUCGCAUACGAAAUAGUAUAAGGAAGCUUGGCGCAUCGAUUUAUCAGAAAAUUAGCGUUAAAACAGCAAAAACGUUUUCAACUUUAGAAAAGCACAUGAACAUUUUCAUUGUAACAAUCUUUUUUUAUGUUCCCUUUCGUAAUCUCAUUUUUCUACGGUUUCCACGUCGAUCGCUAGAGAGUAGUUAUAUACGAUUUAGAAGAUAUAUAUAUUUUUUAAUCAUUUCCGUAAAACAUGUAAAGCGAUAAGUGAACACGGUCUUAACUCCUAGAACGUUUUUAUUUUAAAUAGAGUUUCCCUUCCGUAACCUUAUUCUGAUUAGUUUCCACCGCGAUCACUAAAGCGUAAUUAUGGACGAUAUAGGGGAUCCAUUUUUUAUUAAUAUGGGAUUUUCCUCAUUGCUUUGGUUAAAAAUUUUAAUGUUUUCCUUGACGUGAGCUUACAGCUCUCAACAAUGGUGUUCUACACGGAAAAUGAUUCUCCAGAGAUAGUUGCGAUUAGGUUGAACAAAAAUUACCUAGUUACCCCUUCGACGUAAGGUUCUUUAGUUCACAGAAACUUUACACAAACUUGGAUCAACAAACAUAAAGUAACUUCAACGCCUCAAUUCCCCAGGGGGAAAUUGAAGUUCUUAUUUCCCUUUUUUAUUUUUAAUCUUUUUUUCAUCAUUUAGAAUUUAUGCCCUCAGAAGAAGACACCUGGACGUUUUUCUCGGGAGAAACUAGACUCAGUUGAUUGACAUCGACAGAAGUUGAAGUGUGCUACGUUCACUGUGAAAAGGCUUUCAGUAUCUAAAAGUUCAAAGCAGUUCUGCAUACAGUGACUAGGGAUGAUGUAUUCCUCUCUCCCCUGUUUUAUUUCACCACUUCUAUGUUCUGUGCUGAAUAAAACUCUCAUUCAUUGUGAAAAGCAAAUAUUUGUCAGCUCCAAGAUUAAUUUCUUUCCGUAUGUCAGAAAACAUAUUUGGAAAAGUUAGGAUUGUGGAUAUAUGUAAAUCAUAUAUGUGCACUGCGGUGAAGAAACGAAUAUAAGAGAUUCUCGCAGCUAUGAACACUACUGAACAAGGGGUUGAAAAUAAGACCUGAAAAUAAAUUAUGCAGGCUCGUAUGAGAUUUGAACCCAUGACCUCUGCGAAACCGGUGCAGUGCUCUACCAAAUGAGCUAAGAAGCCAACUGGUCAUUAUGUUGGGUUGGUGUUCAUAGCUGCGAUCUCUUAUAUACGUAUUUGGAGGUGAAACAUUGAAUACUUUGUUUGUUUCUUUUAAAUCGUUCUUCAACCCUGCUAAAGCAAUUGAAGAUCAACGCUUAAGGAACCAUCUGUUUCGAUUUCAUGACUCCCAGGAGAGAAAAUUUUGUGAGGUGCUUUGUUUCAUGAAACCAAACUGUGUCAGUUGUAAUCUUAAAGAAAAAGAUUUGGAAAUGAUGGGACAUUUAUUUGAGAACUGAAUAAUGUUACUCCCGAUCACGAAGGGAACAAAGAUAACCUGGUUGAGGAUCAAAAUUACAUCUAUAGUGGAGCUGAGACAGGUGCAAAUUGUAUCCUCUCUAGUUGCUUCGAACUGUCACCUUUUUUUAUAAACAUUUCUCGAUUCCUUGUUGCCUAUCGCCACAAAUAACCCAUCGCAAAUGUGUUUCAAAUCCUGUUGUGAAGCAGUUAUCGUUUUCUAUUUACAUCUUCUUCUUCGCCUUCGUCGUCUUAGUCGUCUUAUUGUCCUUGUUCUUGUUCUUCUCUUUCUUUUCCUUAUCCUCUUCUUCUUUGUAUUUUUCUUCUCCUCUUAAUUCUUCUUCUUCUUAGGCGUUAUGAUAGUUGUAAUUAUCAUUAUCAUGUUCUUUUUCUAAUUUUCAUGUCACAGUAACUGUACAAAAAAUUCAUGCAAAGACAAUGCAAAUCGCGAAAGCGGCUUUAUCGACAAAGAUUAUCGCUGUUUGUGUACUGCUGGCUUAAGAUAUAGGUAACGCUAUUAAAUAAAAACGUGGAUUUCGCACUUUUGAAAUCUAUUUGUAUCCAUAAACAAUACAGAAAGACUGGUUGCAUUAAAAAAAUAGUAUAAUUAUAAUUAAACGUCUAUAUGUUGCAUUUCCAGAUAUUGACAAAUGUGUGACAGGAGGGUACAGCUGCAGUGCAGCAGUGCUAUGUAAAUGGCUCCUAAAACAGUGAAUGUACAACCGGAAAUUCUUGCGUUGCAUCGACCUGCGCUGAUUGUGCACAGAAAUUUCUCCUGUUACAUAUCGAGCAUAUGGUGUUGUCAUGUUUUAUAUUACCAGUUCAAUGAGAUCAAAUGCUAUCGACAUCCUACCACGAUUUAAUGCAUGAUCUACAUAUAAAGACAUCGAUAAGUGUUACACGUAACUGCAGUGCUGAUGCUGUGCGCAACAAUUACAAAGGAUCAUGCAACUGCACAUGUUAAACCAGGAUUUCCGCAGAUGGACAAAUGCGCACAGGUUAAUUUUGCUAUAUCCUUAAUCAUUCAGGUUAAGGUGUUUCUGACGAAAUCAGAGAGGAUUCACAAAUACAUCUGAGUUAUGAUUUCAAUGAUUAUUAGAACUGCGCCAUACUGGGUUCAUCGGAGACGUCCAGUUACGUGCCCCGCACGGUUAUUUAUUUAUUUUUUUACUCGGGAGCGGGGAUAUAUGAUGGAGGGUAAUUCUGCGUUUUGUUUUGUUUUGUUUUUUUUGUUUUUUCGUUAUUUUUUUUCGUUUUAAUCGAAAAAAUGUCUAGCUAGCAAAUCAAGAUACAUGUACUUUUUUAUGGCAAAUCGACUACUAGCUCUCAGACCCACGACCAAACAGACAUCAAUAUUUACAUCUUACCAUGGUGCACGUGUAAGGGGACGGGAGGGGAGGGAGGGGGGAGGAUGUUAUCAACGAUGGCCUUCUAAAAAAUUUCGUUUGCGCGUAUACGCUCUGGAAUCAAAUUUUGUCUCGGCUUAAUAAAUUAAAAUCCCCUUCUAUAAUCGAUCUACAUGUCAAAAAAAUUAAUCCACAUUAGUUGUGAUCAAAAAACAAAUUAUUUACUCCGAUAAAGUUCUGAAGAUCUCGAAGAUAUUUGAAUUGACUCUGACUAUUAAGCAUUCGGUUGUUCCAAGACACCUGAGCUCUUCAAAACUAAAGAAUUGCAUCAAGAAUUGAACAAGGCCUGUUAACAAAUUAAUGCAACAAAUGUUCUAGUUGAUGGUGUCAAUACUGAAGAAUAAUUAAUUUGUAGAUAUUUUACAACUCAAGAGAUGAACCAUUGCUUUGAUUGUGAUAUACUUAGACACUCGCUCUAUUUUCAAUUAUGUUUCAGUUAUACUAUCGCUUUGCAGCUUCAUUUACGUUUCAUUUACACGAAAUCAAAUAGCAAAAAUUGAUAAAUAUAUCAAAAUUUUAUCUCCGACUUCGAAAGAUUUGAUAAAGUUCCACAGUUCCCAUAAUCUUCCUUUCUUUUUUCUGCAGUUGCAGUUUCGAGCUUUAAGGAACCUUAUAGCAGACAAAGUUUAGUGCUAUAUUUGGAAAUAAACGACAAAGUUCAUCUCGCAUCGAGCGUUAAAGAUUCAAGGAAAAAUAAAAAGGAAAAAAAUUCUUCUAGUUUAAGUCAGCUGUUGUCUUACUGAUUCAGGCACUGAUUUCUUAUUUUUUUUUUAAUGGUUUAUCCGUUUUGAUAGACUGAGUGUGAGUGGCAUCGUUACGCUACAUAUUAAAUCAACACCAACUACUGUCUUCUGUCACGGGGAGGAUGUAGGAUUUAAGAAUAGAACAUGGACCCCUGUUAUGAAGAUUGAUGACAACAAGGUCUUUUAAAAGUUAUUUUAAAGAAGCUAUUGAAAUAAGUAGGGUAACAUGAGGGAGUUUUGAAAAGUCUAGGCUUUGAGGUAGCAAGUUCGUAAUAUACCUUUCGUUUACAUCUCUCCAACCUCAACCGCGCCUUUUCCUUGCUGGGUUUUCAGCCAUCGCAUUUGUUUUGUUUUGUUUUUUCUUUUGUACCUUAUCAUAAUUAAAUAUAUGUUUGGUAUUCUCCUUCAAUCUGCAGAUAAAUUUGAAAGCCAUGCACAUGAAAAAACAAAAGAAGAAGUAUUCCUUUCAAGUUAUUUAUUUUUUUAUGGAAAUCGAAGGGAGUUAUUAUUUUCACGUAACUGCCACCAAAAAUCAAUGUUAAGCAAUUUUUUUUCCAAAUGAACAAUUUUUUUUGGUAGUCCUUUUUUCGACAGGAUUUGGUGGCUGUUUAAUAAUUUUGCAUCAUGUGGAAAAUAGUUUUGUGGGGUUAUGAACUGCAGGGAAUGGAGAUAGCUUCUUUCUUUUCACUUUUUAAUUUUUUUUAAUAGAACAUUUACAUUUUCAGAAAAUGAUAUUCAACGGUUAUAGAUAUGAAUUUCAUCGAGUCCCAGAUUUUUCUCAUAUGCUUGAACGAAAAAUAGCAUCACCGGUAAUCAUAACUUUUUCGAUUAUAAUGUAAACAAUAUCAUAUCGUUUUCAAUCAACUUUGAACUAAAUUUCAAUUGUAAAAAUGUAUGAGUAUUAUCAAUUUUCACAACAGACUUUACAUCUUCAAAAUAAAUUGUUAUAAAUACUUUUGAAACAAAUCUAUUACCAUUUUCUUCAUUAAGCCGUUGUUAAGAAUUAAUGCCUUUUGAGUAAGACGAUGUAAAACACGAUGCGAGUACGCGGUCUAGUGUUAGUUUCGGUUUAGCGGGGAGCUUUGGAUAAACAUUUUUUAAUUAUUUCUACAGAAUGAACUUUGUGACAAAAAUAUUGAAUUUUUUUAGUCGAAUGAUUGAAACCUCCCAAAGGCAAGUUUUCCGACUUUCUGAUGGCUGGUGUGUCAAAACUACCGCGUAACUGCCACCAAAAAAAUCAGUAUUCAGCAAUUUUUUCUUGCCUUUGUUUCUCUUUUGCGUAUAAUUUCAGCAUGGGGGCAUGGGAAAAAUGUCUUCAAGAGCACGCUGAAGUUAAUUUUAGUUUGGCUAUCACAAGGCUACUGUUAGGGGUUUUGUUAUUUAGCUGAUUGAUUAGCCGUGUGGGCCUAUCUUGCCCGCUUGGGAAAAAGUGCGUAAAGCGAACUAACAAAGUUCGUAACUUUUGAUCAAUGUCGGCGAUGAAAAAAAGCGGCAGAAGACAAUCAAAAAAAAAACAACAUAGAAGACACCCGUGGGUUUAUUGUGGUACACACACAAAUAGCAUUCUUUCCCGGCUCUCGAAAUGCAAAAAGAAAACUGUCAUUCUUGAUUCUUAUGAACGCGACAUCUGUUUGCCAUAUGAUAAGCCAUAUAUUGACUAAGGUUGUUCGGUUAAUAUUUCUUCGUUGUUUCCUUGCGCUUUUAUAAACUGAGACGAAGUCGAGUUCCAUAAAACGCAAAAAAAGAACUCGGCCAAUAUCCAGCCAUCUCGACCUAACGCUUGCUGCCAUCAGAAAACAAAUAUCCUUCCUCUUUGAGAAGCUUUCGGAUGUAUGAUGAAAUAGCCUUGAACUGUUUGAGGAGAAUUGCAUAUUUCGUUUGCCACUCCUUCGCAAAAAUAAAAAACAACAACAACAACACAAAAAAAUUAAUGAAAAAAAUCUCUUUAUAUGACUACAAUUUGCUAUUUUCAUGUUUCUGUUCACACACACAAUCCUUGCAACAUUGCUACCUGCUGACAAUAUGCAGAACAUUUGACUAUGAUAUGAGACCUUUCAUGGCCUGACUUUUAAGUAAAUUGUUUCUUGAGUGUUGUUAGGGUACGGUCUUAAAGGGGACUUUUUAUCUUUUAAUCUGAUCCAAAAGUUGAAUAUUGAUAUGUAGAGAGCGCUGAGCCAGUAUCUCUUUUCUGUGCUUUACAAUACUCCAAGUCAAAUUAUUAUGACUCCAUAUCUUUGUCAUCCUUUUUAUUACUCGGCGGUUAUCAUCUUCUCUCACAAAGUAAUAAGAAAUAUCAUUUUGACCCAGAAAACUGCCGUUAUUUGGAAUUCAAGCCCACCAAAGCAUUUGACGGUCAACGCCUGAUAAAUCAUGUAAUUUAAAUUGAUGACGUCAAUGAUAAAGUACUAUGUAAGAUACGGUGUUUCAUGGAGCCAGAUUGUGUCAGUUAUAAUCUCGAAAAGCAACCGAGUGGGGACAAUGGAACAUAUAAAUGUGAGUUGAAUGAUGCUACUCACGAAGGAAACGAAGACGACCUUGUUGGGGAGUACGAUUACUUUUACCAUGGAUCAGAGGCAAGUGUCACUUACAAACUUCUUCCAGCCACGAUUUGAGAAUAACGAGGUUUCCAGUAGCAUGCAUGUUUUUACUUACCAAUCCUGCUGGUUUAGAGUAUGGAGAAAAACUAUUUCAUGAUAUGAUUCUCUAGGUGUCAUGUCUAACGACAUUUUGUUAGAUGUUUUGGCUAAUUUCUGUUGUUUCCCUUUUUUUUGUUUUGUUUGUUGUUGUUGGUUUUUUUUGCGUUGAUUUUUUAUUUUUGUUUUGUUGUUUGUUUUUUUCUUUCAUGUCAGAGUAACUGUAUAGCAAACCCUUGCAAGAACAACGCGACUUGCCAAAGCGGUUUUACCGACAAAGGUUAUCGCUGUUUGUGUUCAGCUGGAUUCAAGGGUCAGAUUUGCGAUGAAGAUAAUGCCAUUUUCUAAACGAGUAAUUCCCCCUAAGACUUAACUCAUAAUUGAAACUAAUGUAAAAUUGAAGACAGCUUCAAUGAUUAUUGAAAUCAAUAUGAUCUGAUUUCAGAUACCGACGAAUGUGCUACAAAAAAGCAAAACUGCAGUGCCGAUGCUGUUUGCAAAAAUACCAAAGUAUCGUACAACUGUACAUGUAAACCUGGAUAUUCCGGAAAUGGAAGGGAUUGCAGAGGCAGAUUUUCUUUUUGGUUACUUUGUACAGUGAAUAUGUUUCUAGCUUGAUAAGAGAAGGCUCACGAGAAGUUUGGAAUUAAAGGGGCGGAUUUCAAUCCUUCUUGCACAAGUGCAUGGCCUUGUUGCCUUACUUUCAAUAUUAAAGUUGAACGUUUUUCGUGUUAAUUGAUGUCUUCUUUUGUUUUAGAAAUUCAGAUGAUUUCCUCGGCUAGUCUGCUUACAGUUUAAAUCAAAUAAUUUAAACCAGAGAUUAUUUGCUUUCCCAAAACUCUGACAACAUUUUGACAGUUUUAUGGUAAUCAAACCAAAUAUGUUACAACUUCAGAUAUUAACGAAUGCGCUACAGAAGAGCAGAGCUACAGUGCUGAUGCUGUGUGUAACAAUAGCGAAGGAUCCUAUGACUGUGAAUGUAAACCUGGAUUUUCAGGGGAUGGAUGGACCCGCAAAGGUAACACAAUGAAAUAUUUCGGGCUUAAUUCAGUGCCAGAUGGAUUUUUAGAUUGCGCAUAAUGAGUACACUAUCUACGAGAACGGAUGCUAUUGUAACUAUAAAAGAUCCUAUGACAUGCGUACCCAGAUAUCACAAAUGAUAAAAGUGGUUCAGAAGCGCACAGCUGCAUUGCUGAUGCUGUUUUUUGGAAGACUAAACCUGCACAGGUAGUGCAAUCAAAUACUGCAUGCUGAAUUUGUUGUUAUAUAAAUUGUUGUAUUCUAUAAUUUAGUAUCAGUACAAUGUUAAAUAAAAAAUGCUAUUAACGAUAUAACAGACCAAAUACAAACAUGCAUAUUUAGAUAUUGACGAAUGUGGUAUAGAAGAGCACAGCUGCAGUGCUGAUGCUGUGUGCAAUAAUGCCGAGGGUUCAUACAACUGUUCAUGUAAACCUGGAUACUCUGGGGACGGAUGGUCUCGCAAAGGUAGUAAAAUGAAAUAGUGUAUGUUGAAUUUAGGGCCACAUAAGCUGUGGUACUCUGUAUUACUGAUGCAAUGUUAAGAAAACAAAAUUAAUGCUACAGAUACCACAACAGA